Messenger RNA from Carassius auratus (goldfish), 4099 nucleotides. Its product is annotated as complement component C6. The record is from RefSeq and is a predicted model, not a curated record. NCBI's taxonomy places the organism in Eukaryota, Metazoa, Chordata, Actinopteri, Cypriniformes, Cyprinidae. Gene Ontology annotation, biological process: complement activation. Gene Ontology annotation, molecular function: protein binding. Gene Ontology annotation, cellular component: membrane attack complex. The coding region runs from base 159 to 3929 and encodes 1256 amino acids. The transcript has 25 exons.
GAUGCAGUCGAAGCGUCGCGGACGCUCGCUCGGCUCCGUCACAUCAUUCUGAUCAUCGAAACAACCCGCUUCCAAGGAUCGCCCUCACCCUCUCAUCGAGGACAGGCGGAUUAGAGACGUUUUCUCAGUUACGUGGUUUCAUUCGUGGAUGCGUAUGCAUGUGUUCUGCACCGAACGGGCGAAAGAACCGCCCCAGAUCCGCAGCCAAUAUUUUUCAAAUCGGGAAAUCUUCGGUGAGGGAUCCGGAGCGCCGGGAGAGCACCGAGAGCACGCGGAGAGCUCAGCGGGCGAUGGAUGACUGUAGAACGACCGUUCAGGAGUUCAACACUCUUGUGGCUCUCCAUCGUGAGCAGGUCAUCUCCAUAGGGGAGAAUACAAUUGACUGUCCUUCUUUAAGGGCACAGAUGCACAAGACUCGCGUCAAAGGAUGCGCUGUAGCCCAGGUGGCCUAUCAAAACCUCAUCGCAAUCUCUGGGCCAGAGGAUGGUGAAAUCCACCCAGAAAUAUGCAGAUUGUUCAUCCAGCUUCAGUGCUGUCUGGAGAUGUACAUUACAGAGAUGCUUAAAUCUAUGUGUCUGUUGGGUGUUCUGCAGCUCCAUAGGAAAGGAAAUGAUGUGUGCCCUGAGCCCAACGUGGACUACAGGGUCGAUGAAAGCUCUGAUGUGCCGAUGCUGGAAGAUCGAUCAUCAUCACCUGUAGAUUUUCCUCAGGAAUCCUGGGUCGUAUGCACAGACAUUGAGAACAUAGAGAGUGAUACGCGAGAAAUGAGGAACCUUCUAAGCAAACUCAGGGAGACAAUGCCUUUGCCACUGAAAAAUCAAGAUGACAGCAGUCUGCUAAAUCUGACUCCUUAUCCACUGGUGAGGCAGAGGAAGAGGCGAUUCUCCGGGCUUUGUUGCCUUGUGUCUGAAUCCCCUCGACUCAAAACCCUGCCAAUUGGGUUUUUUAGCAAAAUCAGUGGUCUGUUUUUACUUCGUCAUGUGCUAAAGACAAUAACUCUGACCUGUAAUAACAUGUUAUUCAUGUUCUCCCUGUCCACAUUCCCAUGGUCUAAAGCAGGAGCCAAAUGUCAAAGUGAAGACUUCCAGCUGCAGGGGUUUACUGGAAGCAAAGGGGGAUGGACAAAUUCUGUAAAGAGAGUUGUGAGAGAAUUCUUUAAGACAAUUCAUCCAGCUAUCAAGUUCCAACAGACUUUCUUCUCUAUGGAUCGUACUACCAUUCCCCUUGUCCUACUCUGCACCCUGGCUUCAUUUACUCCCAUUAUGGGAUGUUUCUGUGACCAUUACCCAUGGAGUUCAUGGACCUAUUGCAGCAAUACCUGUAACUAUGGUACCCAAACACGUACAAGGGCUGUACGCCAUGAUGAACACUGGAUCAAAAACAAUUGUGUCCAGUUUUGUCAGACACAUGAGACCAGAGCAUGCAGUGUUGAGGCUUGUCCCAUACACUGUCAGCUGACUGAGUUUGGACCCUGGUCAGAGUGUUCGCCGUGUGCCAAAAAAUCUUUUAGAACCAGGUCUGUUUUGAGGCCAGGUCAGUUUGGGGGGGAGGCCUGUAGUCCAUCUCUUACAGAGGAAAGAGUCUGUCAUCCCUCCAAGGAGUGUGGGAUUGAUCGUGUCAACUGUAAAGACAAGUUCACCUGUGGCAGUGGAAGAUGUAUAAACGCUACUCUGCAGUGCAACAAACAGAACGACUGUGGAGACAACUCUGAUGAGAAAGACUGCGGGCAAACAAAAAGCGUGUGUUCAAGUAACCGGGUAUUUGCUUUCAUUCCUGGAGCAGACCUAAUUGGUCAUGGAUUUGAUGCUGCAGCAGAGCAGAUGAGAGGUGCUGUUCUGGACAACUCCUUCAUGGGGGGUGCAUGCACUCUACAAAGACACAGGAGAAACUAUUACAGAAUCCCUGACAACAUUGAGAGAUAUGAAAUCAAGGUAGAAAAUCUUGAGGAUAUUAAAGAGCAAGACAUCAAAUCCCAAAAAGUCAACUUGGCCAAAGACUCACGUAGCCUACUGCUCAAAGAUGCAGUGAAAUCAUCUCAAAAAAAGGACUCUGAGUUUUACAGGGUGCAUCAGGUUAUUGCCACAUCAACAUUCAGACUGAAACCCUCUGGCCUCUACUUAGCAGACCAGUUCCUUCAGUUUCUGAACAGUCUGCCACUGGAAUACAGCUACGCCCUUUACAGACAGAUCUUCCAGCUGUUUGGGACACAUUAUUUCAGCUCUGGGACAUUAGGGGGGAAGUAUGACCUCCUUUUCCAGUAUGAUCGAGAAGAACUAAAGACCUAUGGACUGACAGAAGUAGACAUGAAUAGUUGCUUUAGCCAAGAUUCCUCCAUCUUUACUAUAUUCUAUAACAGAAAAUCAUUCAGUUCCACAUGUGGGAAACAUUCAAUACAAACCAAAUAUGAAGGGUCAAUUGUAAAAGCAGCAGAGAAGUGUAUCACGUCAGUGCAAGGAGGCAGAGCUGAAUUUACAGCAGCCCUGGCCUGGGAGAAGAGGGGCGUAUCGCCAGACAGCACCACAUACCAGGACUGGGUCAAAUCUACAAUAGACAAUCCAACUGUUAUAGAUUUUGAGCUUUUGCCUUUAGUGAGUCUGGUUCAGGGUUUCCCUUGUGCUGUGACAAAGAGAAGGCAUCUUCAUAAGGCCCUGGAAGAAUAUCAGACCGAAUUUGAUUCCUGCAAAUGUGCCCCCUGCCCAAAUAAUGCUCGGCCUGCUCUUUCUGGAACAGAGUGCAUUUGUAUUUGCCAGACAGGGACCUAUGGAUCUAACUGCGAGAAACGUGCCCGGGACUAUACUACAGAGGAAGUUGAUGGGCACUGGAGUUGCUGGAGCUCUUGGAGUACUUGUGACGCCACUUUGAAGAAGCAUCGCUCACGGACCUGUAGCAACCCUGCACCGCAGCGAGGCGGCAGACCCUGCCAAGGCCCUGAGAAACAGGUGGAGGAAUGCACCAUCUCUAUUUUCCAGACGCAAAAUGUGUGCAUUAAUGAUGAUGACUUUGAGACUGAAGGGUCCCGUGAGAGCCAGUUGCCCCCCGGAGCUUCUGGCUGUCCAAAACCCCGUUCACCUGCCAACAGCCACCUGAGGAUCAACAAACGUCAGUAUGAUUAUGGAGAUCACGAGGAAUUCGUCUGCUUCACUGGUUUUAAACUGGAUGGAUACCAGCUCAUUCACUGUUUGCAAGACGGCUCUUGGGAGAAACCAAAGGGACGGUGCAUUAAACAUGUCUGCUCCAAACCCACAGUACCUGAUGGCAUGACGAUAUAUCCAGACAAAACGGAGUUUCAAGUAGGAAGUGACAUCAUGCUGGCCUGCUUAGAGAGUGGCAUGAGCCCCUCAGGGCGUCAAUAUUACACGUGUGGGAAGAGUCUUGUUUGGGAGCCAAGCAUCCCACAAGACAUAAACUGCAAGAUUGAUAAACCCUUUGUACCAGACAGCAGCUGUGAACCUGGAGAGAUGCAUGAUGGGACUAAAUGCACAUGCAUGUCCAAAGAGAGAUGCAGAAAUUACAGAGCAGAUUUGUGUGUCUUUGACGCUGACAAGGAGACUGUCAUUAUUACGUCCCUCUGUGCUUUUCAUGCUGACCGUUGUCAUGGAGAAAGAUUAUACUUUAUGAACAAUGGACCAUGCAAAACUGACGCAGUCAGUCUGGACUGGGCCAAAUUCAGGGCCAAUGUAUCUGAGCAGAGCUCGGUGCGGGAACCCUGCGGUUCAGACACCUGUUACGAAUGGGAGACCUGCUCAGAAUCAAAAACAUGCGAGUGCAAAAUCCCCAGAGAAUGUUCCAAAGAUGGGAAGCAAAUGUACUGCUUGAAAAUUGUGAGAACGCAAAGAACAACGAGCUUGAAUCUGUGCUUCAUGGCUGCCAUGAAGUGCAGCAAGAUGGAGUUUGAGCUUCUGCACGAAGGUCCUUGUGCAAGUUCUUAAUUGUGCACCAAUUUCAUAGACAUUUUCACAGCUGAAAGGCUCACACAAUAUUGAUUUGUACAGAUAACCCAUUGUUGUUUUAUAGUCACACACAGCAUGCUAUGCAGUUAUUCUUUGAGCUGGCAGAAUAUUGAUGUGGAACUUCACAAUAAAACAUUAUCAGACUUUCA